This is a messenger RNA of Tachyglossus aculeatus (Australian echidna), 4693 nucleotides long. It is a transcript of the gene TAF3, whose product is annotated as TATA-box binding protein associated factor 3. Gene Ontology annotation, molecular function: protein heterodimerization activity. The record is from RefSeq and is a predicted model, not a curated record. Bases 6 to 2795 code for a protein of 929 amino acids. Gene Ontology annotation, cellular component: transcription factor TFIID complex. NCBI's taxonomy places the organism in Eukaryota, Metazoa, Chordata, Mammalia, Monotremata, Tachyglossidae. The transcript has 7 exons.
GCGGGAUGUGCGAGAGCUACUCGCGCUCGCUGCUGCGGGUGUCGGUGGCGCAGAUCUGCCAGGCGCUGGGCUGGGACUCGGUGCAGCUGAGCGCCUGCCACCUCCUCACCGACGUCCUGCAGCGCUACCUCCAGCAGCUCGGCCGGGGCUGCCACCGAUACUCCGAGCUCUAUGGCCGGACGGACCCCAUUUUGGAUGAUGUUAGUGAAGCUUUCCAACUUAUGGGAGUCAAUUUUCAUGAACUAGAAGACUAUAUUCACAAUAUUGAACCUGUGACUUUUCCACAUCAAAUUCCUUCGUUUCCAGUCAGCAAGAACAAUGUCCUCCAGUUUCCACAACCUGGAAGUAAAGAUGCCGAGGAAAGGAAAGAAUACAUUCCUGAUUAUAUGCCACCCAUUGUCUCAUCUCAAGAAGAGGAAGAAGAGGAGCAAGUACCUACUGAUGGGGGUACAUCUGCCGAAGCAAUGCAGGUUCCGCUGGAGGAAGAAGGAGAAUUGGAAGAGGACGAGGCUAUUAAUGAUGAAAAUUUCUUGAGCAAAAGACCACUAGAUAGUCCUGAAGUAGAAGAAAUGCCUGCCGUGAAGCGACCAAGACUAGCUAGCAGUAAAGGGGACACGUUAGAUAUAGUAUUGGAACCACGAGAACCACUUGGCCUAAUAAACACACAGAAGGUUCCGCCAAUGCUUUCUCCAGUGCAUGUGCAGGAGAGUUCAGACUUAGCCCCACCGUCACCAGAGCCACCAAUGUUGGCUCCAGUUGCAAAGUCACAAAUGCCAACUCCAAAGGCAUUAGAAACAAAACCAUUCACACCCAAAACCAAGGCCAAAACUAGUUCUCCUGGACAAAAGACUAAGUCGCCUAAAGCUGCUCAGUCCCCAGCUGUGGUGGGGAGUCCAAUCCGGUCCCCAAAAACCGGAUCCAAAGAGAAAAAGUCUCCAGGACGUGCCAAGAGCCCCAAAAGUCCCAAGAGUCCAAAGGUUCCAAUACAUAUUCCCCAAGCUGCAGUCAAAGUGGAAACGCCAAAUCGAACCCCUCUGGCCGCACUGAGCGAAAAGAUGGGGAAAGAGAACAUUCAAGUAAAACCAGCCCAAACUCCUCCCGAAGCUGGGAAACUGAACAGUGAGAACCAGUCCAAGAAAGCCUCCGUAGUGGACAAAGCCAUUGAUGACUCGAUCGAUGCUGUAAUUGCCCGUGCGUGUGCCGAACGGGAACCAGAUCCCUUUGAGUUUUCUUCAGGUUCCGAAUCAGAGGGAGAAAUCUUUACCAGUCCUAAGAGACUUUCGGUUCCAGAGGCACCAACACCCAAGGUUUCCAUUUCUUCAAACAAUUUCAGUAAAGGAGGAUCCACCCCUGUUCCUCCUUCAGGGGGAACUUCAAGCUCGGAUAUUUCAUGGACAAUGGAUGACUCUAUCGAUGAAGUGAUCCGGAAGGCAAACAUGGGAACCCCCUCCAGUGUGCCCACCAACUUUCCAUAUUUCUCUUCUCCUUCUGCUUCCCCUCCCACCCCAGAACCUCUUCUAAAAGUGUACGAGGAGAAAACCAAGCAAACUUCAUCAGUUGAAGUGAAAAAGAAGUUGAAAAAGGAGCUCAGGACAAAAAUAAAAAAGAAAGAAAAGCAGAAAGAGAAGGAGAAAGACAGAAGCAAGGAAAAAAAUAAAGAGAAGGAUAAAAGCAAAGAAAAGGAGAAAGAAAAGGAAGCCACUAAAGAAACGAAGUUUCAGUGGAAGGACCUUCUCAAAGAGGAAGACUCGGAUCCUUACAAAUUCAAACUUAAAGACUUUGAUGAUGUGGAUACUAAAGUGAAGUUGAAAGAAGGCAAUGCGAAGAAGGAGAAAGAGAAACAUAAAGACAAGAAGAAAGAUAAAGAGAAAGGCAAGAAAGAUAAAGAGAAGAAAGAAAAAGAAAAGGUUAAGGAGAAGGGAAAAGAAGAGAAGGUGAAAGCCCCUUCUGCCCCUCUAGUAUUGCCUCCCAAAGAGAUGGCUUUGCCUCUGUUUAGUCCCACUGCAGCAAUGAGGCUACCAUCUAUGUUACCUUCCCUGACGCCGAUACUUCCAGAAAAGUUGUUUGAGGACAAAGAAAAACCUAAAGAGAAAGAUAAGAAAAAGGACAAGAAGGAGAAGAAGAAAAAAAAAGAGAAGGAGAAGGAAAAGGAGAAGAAGGAGAAGGAGAAGGAAAAGGAGAAGAAGGAGAAGGAGAAGAAAGAGAAGGAGAAGGAGAAGCACAAACACGAAAAGAUAAAAGUGGAACCAGUUGUUCCAGCCCCAUCACCUGUUAUCCCCCGACUAACUCUGCGAGUCGGUGCUGGCCAAGACAAAAUUGUGAUCAGCAAAGUGGUUCCAGCACCGGAGGCUAAACCACCUCCCUCUGCGAACAGACCCAAGACGCCACCACCGGCCGCUCCCCCAGCACCUCCACCUGUCCACGUGUCUCCCCCACCAGUGCCUGCACCCCCUCCAGCCCAAGCCGCUGCAGCUCCUGCUUUGAUCCCACCUCCAUCUCCUGCUGUUCCUGCAUCAGGAAGCUCCAAAACCCCUGUCCGGAGUGUGGUAACAGAAACAGUCAGCACUUAUGUGAUCAGAGAUGAAUGGGGCAAUCAAAUUUGGAUCUGCCCUGGUUGUAACAAACCAGAUGAUGGUAGUCCAAUGAUUGGCUGUGAUGACUGUGAUGACUGGUACCAUUGGCCCUGUGUUGGAAUCAUGGCUGCCCCUCCAGAAGAAAUGCAGUGGUUUUGCCCAAAAUGUGCCAACAAAAAGAAAGAUAAAAAACAUAAGAAGAGGAAGCACAGAGCACACUGAAACCCCAGGGCGAGGGGGUCGGAGGUGCACAGUGUCAUAUCGGGGCUUCUGCCUUGGUAAAGAGAUUUGGGGUGAUUCUGCCAACUCCUCUAUCGUCAGGUGAUGAGGAUGAUGAAUCGUGGAUGGUUCAGGAAUGAGACUACAUCGUCUACCCUGGACCUCUGUCUCCUGCCAUCGUCCGGCCCCGUGGGAACGAUUUGUACUAUAAUACUGUAUCGCUGGUUUCUGUCAGCUAGAGGCACACAAAGUGGAGUGGUAAGAGGGUAAAUUCCGCCCAGCCCCGUCUCCUGCCGUUCUGCAGCAACAGGGACAGGUGUUGUAAAUAACAAAUCAUCUUUUUUUCUUUUUGUGAUUUUUUUUUUCUUUAUUCUCUCGUGAGCCUUUUCCUUACGGUGUCAGAUGAGAGGAUAAAGUGUAAAUUGCCUUGACUGUAAUUUAAGACGACAUUCUGGAGUGAUUUCAUUAGUCUGAAUACAGUUUUUCAACCUCUUCGCUGCAUAGUCAGAUAAUCACAGCAACCCAGAAGAAAACUCCAGAGUGCUGGUAAAUAUUUUUGUGAGAAGAAUAUAUGAAGCUUCCCCCCCCACACCCUUGUUUUUAGUACUAACAUAUAUAAACAUGUUCAGGCUUUUGUGAAAUAUCUUCUAUUUUUUAAAGAAAAGUUUCUAUUGUGUCCGAUUUUCUUCUGUGCAAAUUGUUUUUGAAGUUUCUGUAAUAUAUUUUAUAUUAUUUGUUGUUUUGUAAUUUUGCUCUCCUUUAAGCUCCCCGGUGUCCCUUCUCACCAAUUGUACAUUUCAUCAACAUGUGUAAAAACACUUCACAUUAAAGAUCUUCCCCACUGUAAAUACUGAAUAUUUAUGAAAUACUUAAUGAUUUUUUUAAAUAUUUUGAUCAAGUGUUUGAUUCUAGCUGUCUAUGAAAUCCACCGUGAUUUCUGCAACAGCUGAGAUUGCAAGCACCCACGAGAGCAGAGAGGGGUGAUUUUCCCCGUGGUUGGGCCAGUGCAGCCAACCAACAGCACUGUGGGAGGAAAAGGACCCUAGUAGUUGGAAGGAUAGCAAGGGAAUUUUAAUUUGUAGCAGAUGAUUUGAAAUCCUCUGUUUGCAACCCAGUUUCAUUUCUGUCAAUGUGUCUGUGCUUAAGUUGAUUAAAAGGACAUAGAGAAUCCCAUAAAGAGCAAAAAAACAAAUCCUUUGGUGUCUUGUGUUUAUGGUGUUUCUGUGAACCUUAUCAUUGACAUUGUAUUUUGAGAGCAAUUGAGUAAACUCUGAGGUGACUCUGUUAUUUUUAAAGAAACAAUUGCCGGGUAACAGAAAAUUUUGCUCCAGUAUGAGAUAUUUCAUACGUGCUGUCAUAUGGAUGACUGGGAGGUAAUGCAGUACCUGGAAUUUAAUUUUAGAGCCAUAGGGUGAAAGUGGACAUUGUUACUUAAUUUUGGAAUAAUCAAAAUUUGAGCCAUACGAUGAUAAAUAUCUUGAAUCCUAAGGUACAGACUUUCAAUCUUUUGUACAAAUAUUAAUGGAAAUUAUUUUUAAUGCCAAGUAAAUGGAUAUUAGUGUAUGAAUUAAUCAUGUUUUAAAAACAUAUUGCCUGGCUAGGGAACUAGAGUUUUCCUGCUGUGGCUUUUAAAUUGCAAAUCAGUAGAGGUGCAGUUGGCUUAUUAAGAGUGCAGUAUUACAUUGCCCUCCUUGUUCAAUGCCACCCCUUAAAGUUUUUCCAUUCCUUCAAAAUACCAGAGUAAGCAUAUUUGCUGAGACUUCUUUUUUUUAAUUUGGGAUCAUUCCAUGUUUGAAAACGCCUCUAUUCUUUGCAGAAUAUAUUCACACAAAUGCAGAAAUUUGCUCCUUUUUGGAAGUUCAAAAUAAAGAUUGCUGGCUGUUUUGUAGAGUGCUUUUCCA